AACAACAUAACACAGAGUACAAAUCUUCACCAAUUGACACAACACAACAAAGAAAAAAAUAACUCAAUCAAACACUUCUCAACUCGUUUUCGUUUUCGUUUCUUUUUCCUUUUGUUUUCCAAUUUUCUAUAUAACCAAACAAACAACAUUAGUAAAUAAAAAUGUCCAAAACCAUGCAACAACCAGGCUCUGGUUCUCUGCGUUGCGACCACAGUAAGCCAGAUUCUAAACCACUCGAUCUGAACGGUUCUACAGUCAAAACCGCCGCACAUAAACUCCCACGCGGCGGAAAAGCCAUCUGCCGUUCCGAAGAACUAACCACCGCACCGGCGAAAAUUUCGAAGCCAGGUCAUCGGAGAACAGUUUCCGACGGAGCUCCGUUAAUAUACUCCGGCGGUAAUUUGUUACCGACCGGAAACAUUUGUCCAUCGGCGAAGAUCCUUAGACCGGGUUUACCUUCUCGUGGACCGAACCGGACCGAUGUUUUGGGUUCCGGAACCGGAAACUACGGUCACGGAAGUAUAAUGCGUGGUUCUGGAGGAUCAAAUCAUGUGGCUGCCGGUGCACCGGUUACGGUGAAACGUGCGAUGAGUGGUUUUGAUUCGGAGGAAGUGAAGAGAGUUGGAAAUGAGAUGUAUAGGAGUGGUAAUUUUGUGGAUGCUUUGGCAUUGUAUGAUCGUGCUGUUUAUUUGAUGCCGGGAAAUGCCGCUUACCGGAGUAACCGUGCCGCGGCGCUUACGGCAUUGGGAAGGUUGAGUGAAGCCGCUAGGGAUUGUAUUGAGGCUGUCAAGUUGGAUAAUGGUUAUGCUAGGGCCCACAAUAGACUUGCUUCUCUUUAUUUCCGUUUUGGGCAAGUUGAGAAUUCGCGGCGACACCUUGUUUUAGCUGGCCUGCAGGAUGAUCAAUCGGAAGAGAAGAAGUUGUUGUUGUUGGAGAAGCAUCUGAAUCAAUGUGCGGAUGAUCGGAAGAAAGGUGAAUGGGAAAGGUUAAUAAGGGAAGUAGAUGCUGCUGUUGCGGUUGGAGCGGAUUUUUCACCUCAGCUUGUGGCUUGUAAAGCGGAAGCUUAUUUGAAACUUCAUCGACUUGACGAUGCUGAAUCUUGUCUUUCAAACAUUCCCAAGUUGGAAGGUUGUCCUCCAGCAUGUUCUCAAGCCAAGUUCUUUGGUAUGGUUGGUGAAACAUUUGUGCAUUUUGUCUCGGCGCAGGUUGAUAUGGCCUUAGGAAGGUUUGAGAAUGCUGUCGCCGCAGCUGAAAAGGCCAGCUUUUUAGAUAGUAGUAAUGACGAAGUUGCUACAAUUUUAAAUGUCGUGGAAAUGGUGGCGAUGGCGCGUUCAAGGGGCAAUACUCUUUUCAGCUCUGGCAAAUAUAAAGAAGCUCAUGAUGCUUAUCGAGAAGGCCUCAAAUAUGACGAUUCUAACUCUGUUCUAUAUUGCAAUAGAGCUAUUUGUUGGUUUAAACUCGAACAAUGGGAAAAAUCAAUUAAAGAGUGCAACAAAGCUCUUAGCUUUCGCCCAAAUUACACCAAGGCUCUUUUGCGUAGGGCCGAGUCUAACGAAAAGCUUGAAAUAUGGGCCGAAGUUGUUAAAGAUUAUCAGGCCUUGAAACAAAUACUCCCUAAUGACAAUGAUGUUGCUGAUUCUCUUCGGCGGGCUCUACGAGCAUUGGAAAAAUCUCGUAGAGUCGUAAACGGUACUAAGUUUGGAGUUGAAGUUGAAGUUGAAGAAAUCACUGCAUUAGAUAAAUUUAAAGCUGCUAUUGCUUAUGCUGGUGUUUCGGUAGUUCAUUUUAAAGAGGCACCAAAUGAACUUUGUGAAGAAAUAUCUCCAUUCAUAAAUACAUUAUGUCUUAGAUAUCCCUCUAUUAAAUUUAUCAAGGUGGAUGUCGAGGAGUGUCUAGCGAUAGCGAAAGCAGAAAGCAUAAGAAGCGUUCCAACUUUUAAGAUUUAUAAAAACGGAGAGAAAGUGAAGGAGAUGAUUCGCCCUACCCUUCAAUUCUUAGAGGACUCGGUAAAGAAAAGUAACUGUCUAUAGAUUUUAGAAUUCAAUUAAACUCAUACUACUCAUUAUUUAUCCAUUCACAAGCAAUUAAACCAUAGCAAUGGAAGAAGGUGCUACAUAGAAUGCACCAAAACCCUCUUUAGUUCAAACUAUAGGAAUUUCAUCUUUCCAUGUGAUACUAACAUGGAUACCAAUUUGUAAGUUCUUUUAGGCACGAAAACCCUAGAAAGAAAGAGAUAUUAGUUAAUUAGCAUUUUGAAAUCAUUUAUGUAUAUCUUUUGCACAGCAUCUUUGCUUGUUUUUUACAUUGUUUUCAUUCAAUGUAUCAAACUCAAAUUUAAUUCUUGUCUUUUAUUUUGUUGCUUGAGGCUGAAGAAAAAUGCUAAACACAUUUGGCCUGCAAAACAUGAGGCAGAAAGAUUUGGUCAUUAAACAUA
Trifolium pratense (red clover) is the source of this 2434-nucleotide messenger RNA. Its product is annotated as inactive TPR repeat-containing thioredoxin TTL3-like. Gene Ontology annotation, cellular component: cytoplasm. The record is from RefSeq and is a predicted model, not a curated record. Gene Ontology annotation, molecular function: protein binding. Bases 162 to 2030 code for a protein of 622 amino acids. Lineage: Eukaryota; Viridiplantae; Streptophyta; Magnoliopsida; Fabales; Fabaceae. The transcript is spliced from 7 exons.